ACGUUGCUAUAUAAGUCUUCUUCCAAAGAGAACAGGCAUCAGUACAGCCUCAGCGUCUGCACAAAUCAACAUCAUGGCUUUGAAACUUUUCUUCAUGGUCCUUGUCAUCAGCGGAGUCUUCUGCGAAAAAUACAAACCUGAUGUUGAGGAACCCCAGGGUCCAGCAAAAUACAGCUACAAAUACGGAGUGGCCGACGCUGAGAGCGGGAAUAGUUAUGGCCACGACGAAACCAGAGACGGAGACGCCAUCCAGGGCUCUUACAUCAUCCGCCUUCCAGAUUCCAGAACCCAGAAGGUGACUUACACCGUCAACGGGGGCUCGGGUUAUGUGGCCGAUGUCACCUACGAAGGGGAGCCCAAGUACCCUGACGUGCCUCCCAAGAAGGGAUACAAUUAAACUUACUGUCCUCCACUAUGGUUAGUCUAAAGUAGACUCAGAUCUUCAGCGCCUAACCUCUUCAUUGAUUCUCGAUUUUUACCUUUCUCUCUCUCUCUGAAAGAAUCUGAUCAUUUAUGCUCGCUUGUAUAUAUAUUUAAUAUAUGUAAAUGAAUGAAACAUCGAGAGAAUAAAGAAAUAUUGCGAUAA
Messenger RNA from Macrobrachium nipponense, 586 nucleotides. RefSeq names its product cuticle protein 19-like. Gene Ontology annotation, cellular component: extracellular matrix. The record is from RefSeq and is a predicted model, not a curated record. NCBI's taxonomy places the organism in Eukaryota, Metazoa, Arthropoda, Malacostraca, Decapoda, Palaemonidae. The coding region runs from base 74 to 397 and encodes 107 amino acids. The transcript has 3 exons.